AUGGUGGAUUCUCCUAAAAGCACAAACGAACACAGUAUUCCCAGUCUGCAUGACUCUCCUACUGUUGAGCAGCUGGAGGAAAUCCUACAUGGAGGUCAGUUAUCAUGUAACCAUGUUGAUGAAGUGUGGCCCAGACUGUUUCUGGGAGACAUGUUUAUGUCUCAUGACAGGUAUGGACUUUGGAGACUUGGUAUUACCCAUGUUUUGAACGCUGCUCAUGGGAAAAUGUGUUGCAAAGGUAGCGAUGAUUUCUAUGGUACCACAGUGCAAUACUAUGGAGUACCAGCUAACGACCUGCCUACAUUUGAUAUUUCACCUUUCUUCUAUCCCUCUGCACAGUUUAUUCAUCAGGCUCUCAACACUAACGGAGCCAAAGUCUUUGUGCACUGUGCUGUUGGGGUAAGUCGUUCUGCUGCCCUGGUCUUGGCGUAUUUAAUGAUCUAUCACAACUACACGUUGGUGGAUUCUAUAUUGAAAGUUAAGGAGAAGAGGUGGAUUUUUCCAAAUCGAGGAUUUCUCAAGCAUCUUAUAAAUCUGGAUUCUAAACUAAAGAUUGAAUCUCAAAGUACAGACAAGUGACAGCAUGUUUAAUUAAUACAAUUUUGCCAAAUAACUUCUGCAGUUGUACUUAAUAAAUGCAUUAUAUUUCCAUAUAAGUACAUGGGCCCUGACAAAUCACAGAAAUAUCAUUGUACAGUAUGCUGUACCAUUGCAUUUUUCUUUCACUGAAACUAAGGGGCCCAAACGUUUUCCAGCAUGACUAUGCCCCACAAAAUGUGGUCUUUGGAGACAUGGUUUGUAAGUUUGGAGUGGAACAACAUAAGAGGCCUAUGUACUGAUCUGAACCCCACUGAACACUCUUGGGAUGAGCUGGAACACUGACUGCACCCAAGACCUCCUCAACCAACAUAAGCCGUUGGCCAAAAUAAUGCUUGUAAGGCUGAGUGAGUAAAUCCUUACAGCCUACCUCCAAAAUCUAGUGGAAAGUAUUUGCAGAAGAGUGGAGAUCAUAAAAACAGCAAAGGGAGAUAAAAUCUGAAAAAGGAUGUUGAGUAAGCACUGGGUGUGU
Molecule: messenger RNA, 1069 nt
Organism: Clarias gariepinus (North African catfish)
Lineage: Eukaryota; Metazoa; Chordata; Actinopteri; Siluriformes; Clariidae
Product: dual specificity protein phosphatase 13A family protein
Exons: 3
Coding region: 1-579 (192 amino acids)
Biological process (GO): protein dephosphorylation; negative regulation of MAPK cascade
Cellular component (GO): cytoplasm
Molecular function (GO): MAP kinase phosphatase activity; protein tyrosine/serine/threonine phosphatase activity
Source: RefSeq, a predicted model, not a curated record